UCUUACACCAACCCAAACAUUCACAAUGGAAACCUUGCAGCCAUUGCUAUUUCGACUACCUCGUGAGCUCCGCGACGAGAUCUACCAAUAUACUCUUGACGAUGAUCUCAAGCAACAACGGCUCGACUUCCAGCAGCGCCAUGAUGUCCGUGAACGAGCGAUAACACCUCCAAUACGCGCACUACCUCCUAUCUGUGGAGUUUCAAAGCAAGUAUACUACGAAGCGACACCUUUCUUCCUGAGCCAGAUCACGCCUCUCUCCCUCACUGUCGAGACGACAUGCUGGCUGCGAAAGUGGCUGGCAACCUUCCCUUCCGAGACCGGAUAUCGCGCAAUCCGCCAGCUUGCUUUCCGCAGCUUCCACGGUCCUGAGCAGAUCAAAGGCUUCGAGCUUAUAGCACUAUGCCCCAAUCUGCGGUCCCUGGACGUCAUGUUCGGUGAUGAGUACUCAGAUCCCGGCACUGUCCCUUCCCUCGCAAUCGAAUCGCUCAGCAGCGCGGCGAAUGCGUACGAUACCCUCGAAAACAUCGUCGUCAUGCACCAACUACACAGAUAUAUCGAGAUUCCGAAGCUUGAACGUAUGGAUUUUGGAUUUCACGACUGGCAAGGGGAUGUCAGCUGCGAACGAGCUCGGCAGGUGAUGGAAUGGUUGCGUGUCAAAUUUCAUGCGAAAGGCAGGGAUGUGCAUAUCGAGUGUCAACAGAUGCGGCAGGAAAUGAGCGAUAGCGACGACGACUUUGUAUGUGCCCUUUGGGAUUGAUGGAUCGACGAGGACUUGGCAGUUUCUAGAGUCUGCUUGAAAUGGGGGAAAAUUCGACUGCAUGCCAAACAAGCGUUCAAUUUUUUUACUUCAGAAGUAACAAUGACUCACGUCAAUUUUUGAA
Messenger RNA from Dothidotthia symphoricarpi CBS 119687, 884 nucleotides. RefSeq lists its product as uncharacterized. The coding region runs from base 26 to 760 and encodes 244 amino acids. The transcript has a single exon. The record is from RefSeq and is a predicted model, not a curated record. Lineage: Eukaryota; Fungi; Ascomycota; Dothideomycetes; Pleosporales; Dothidotthiaceae.